Molecule: messenger RNA, 1422 nt
Organism: Penicillium hordei
Lineage: Eukaryota; Fungi; Ascomycota; Eurotiomycetes; Eurotiales; Aspergillaceae
Product: RNA-binding protein
Exons: 3
Coding region: 31-1422 (463 amino acids)
Biological process (GO): maturation of LSU-rRNA from tricistronic rRNA transcript (SSU-rRNA, 5.8S rRNA, LSU-rRNA)
Cellular component (GO): nucleolus
Molecular function (GO): RNA binding
Source: RefSeq, a predicted model, not a curated record
GUCUCCAAUUCGACACAACAAAACGUCAAAAUGGCCCCCGAUAAGAGAGUCUCAAAGCGCAAGGCUGCGCCUGUCGCCGCCGACUCGCCCGCCAAAAAAACCAAGAAGGUCGAGGCCAAGCCCGCUGAAGCAACCAAGGAGGCUGCUCCUAAGUCUAUCUUGAAGAAGAAUGAGAAGGGUACCAAGUCCAAGACAGAGAAGGCUGCUGCGCCGGCCAAGACCAAUGGCGAGCCCACACGCCAGGUCAAGCCUCGCAAGCGUGCUGCCGACUUCCUUACCGACGAGGAAGCUGAAGAGCCCGUCACGCCUGUGAAGGCUGACAAGAAGGCCGAGAAGAAGCCCGCCGCUAAGAAGUCCAAGAAGGAGGAUGCUGAGGCCGCCCCCGCUCCCAAGAAGGCUGCCGCGAAGAAGGCCGCCCCCAAGACCAAGAAGCCCGAGCCCGUCGUCGAGUCCGAAGAGGAAGAGGCCGAGGAGGAUGUCUCCCCCGCUGAUGAAAGCGAGGCUGAGAACGAGGGCGAUGACGACCAGACUGAGGCUCUCAUCAAGGGCUUCGAGAGCAGCGGUGACGAGGACGAGUCUGAUGGCGAGGGUUACAAAGAGGGUGAACCCAUCCCCAAGGCCCCAGACACCAAGAAGGCCGAGCGCAAGCUCGCCAAGCAGCUGCGCAAGAACGGCCCUCCCGAGGAGCCCGGCACUGUCUACAUUGGACGUAUCCCCCACGGUUUCUACGAGCACCAGAUGAAGGCCUACUUCUCCCAAUUUGGCGAAAUCACCAAACUCCGUCUCUCACGCAACCGUCUCACCGGCCGCUCCAAGCACUACGCCUUCAUUGAAUUCUCCUCGACCACCGUUGCUAAGAUCGUCGCUGACACUAUGGACAACUACCUCAUGUACGGCCACAUCGUCAAGUGCAAGUACGUCCCUAAAGAGCAGCUGCACCCCGAGGUCUGGAAGGGCGCCAACCGCCGCUUUAAGGUUACACCAUGGAACCGCAUCGAGAAGAAGCGUCUCGCGAAGGGCAAGACACGUGAACAGUGGUCGAAGAGCAUCGAGUCCGAGCAGAAGAAGCGUCAGGCUAAGGUCAACAAGCUCAAGGCUCUGGGCUACGAGCUUGAUCUUCCCCAGCUGAAGAGCGUCGAUGAUGUCCCCAUCCAGGAGGCCCCCAAGGCCGUCAAGGCCGCCGAGGCCACUGAGACCACCGAGGAGCCUACCAAGGCCAUCGAGGCCACUGCCCCUGUUGAGGCCCCUGCUGCUAUUGAGGCUCCUGCUCCUACCGAUGAUACCCCCAAGAAGGCCAAGAAGGGCAAGAAGACAGAGACACCUAAGGCCGCUGCUACAGAGUCACCGGCUGCCAAGUCUCCUGCCGCCAAGGCGAAGGGAAAGGUCACUAAGAAGACCACCAAGACCAAGUCUAAGGCGUAA